CGGGCAGGCGCGCCGCCCCCUCCCCCGCCCGGCCUCCCCAACUCUGCGGCCGCUAGCAAAGUUUGCAAAGAGGCGCGGGAGGCGGCGGCCGCGGCGAGGCGGCGGCGGGGAAGGCGCGCGGUCUCCGGGCUAGGGGCGGGGGCGGGGGGCCGCCCCGGAGCCGGGUGGGGGGCGGCGGCCAGCAUGCGGCCCCGCAGCGCCCUGCCCCGCCUGCUGCUGCCGUUGCUGCUGCUGCCCGCCGCGGGGCCUGCCCAGUUCCACGGAGAGAAGGGUAUCUCCAUCCCCGACCACGGCUUCUGCCAGCCCAUCUCCAUCCCGCUGUGCACGGACAUCGCCUACAACCAAACCAUCAUGCCAAACCUUCUGGGCCAUACGAACCAGGAGGACGCGGGCCUGGAGGUGCACCAGUUCUACCCGUUGGUGAAAGUGCAGUGCUCGCCCGAACUGCGCUUCUUCUUGUGUUCCAUGUACGCACCCGUGUGUACCGUGCUGGAGCAGGCCAUUCCGCCUUGCCGCUCCAUUUGCGAGCGUGCACGUCAGGGCUGCGAGGCGCUCAUGAACAAGUUCGGUUUCCAGUGGCCGGAGCGUCUGCGCUGUGAGCACUUCCCGCGCCACGGUGCGGAGCAGAUCUGCGUGGGCCAGAACCACUCUGAAGACGGCUCGCCCGCGCUGCUCACCACUGCGCCGCCGCCGGGCCUGCAGCCGGGUGCUGGGGGCACCCCAGGCGGCCCGGGCGGCGGCGGCUCGCCUCCGCGUUACGCCACGCUGGAACACCCGUUUCACUGCCCGCGCGUCCUCAAGGUGCCGUCCUAUCUCAGCUACAAGUUCCUAGGCGAGCGCGACUGCGCGGCGCCCUGCGAGCCGGCGCGGCCCGACGGCUCCAUGUUCUUCUCGCAGGAAGAGACGCGUUUUGCGCGCCUGUGGAUCCUCACCUGGUCGGUGCUGUGCUGCGCCUCCACUUUCUUCACCGUCACUACGUACCUGGUGGACAUGCAGCGCUUCCGCUACCCCGAGCGGCCCAUCAUCUUUCUGUCCGGCUGCUACACUAUGGUGUCGGUGGCCUAUAUCGCAGGCUUCGUGCUCCAGGAGCGCGUAGUGUGCAACGAGCGCUUCUCCGAGGACGGCUACCGCACGGUGGUGCAGGGCACCAAGAAGGAAGGCUGCACCAUCCUCUUCAUGAUGCUCUACUUCUUCAGCAUGGCCAGUUCCAUCUGGUGGGUCAUUCUGUCGCUCACCUGGUUCCUGGCAGCGGGCAUGAAGUGGGGCCACGAGGCCAUCGAGGCUAACUCGCAGUACUUUCACCUGGCCGCGUGGGCCGUGCCGGCGGUCAAGACAAUCACUAUCCUGGCCAUGGGCCAGAUUGAUGGCGACCUGCUGAGCGGCGUGUGCUUCGUGGGCCUGAAUAGCCUGGACCCGCUGCGGGGCUUCGUACUGGCGCCGCUCUUCGUGUACCUGUUCAUAGGCACGUCGUUCCUCUUGGCCGGUUUCGUGUCACUCUUCCGAAUCCGUACCAUCAUGAAGCACGACGGCACCAAGACGGAGAAGCUGGAGCGGCUCAUGGUGCGCAUCGGUGUUUUCUCGGUGCUCUACACGGUGCCCGCCACCAUCGUCAUUGCCUGCUACUUCUACGAGCAGGCCUUCCGAGAGCACUGGGAGCGCUCGUGGGUGAGCCAGCACUGCAAGAGCCUGGCCAUCCCGUGCCCAGCGCACUACACGCCGCGAAUGUCACCCGAUUUCACCGUCUACAUGAUCAAAUACCUCAUGACGCUCAUCGUGGGCAUCACGUCGGGCUUCUGGAUCUGGUCCGGCAAGACGCUGCACUCGUGGAGGAAGUUCUACACGCGUCUCACCAACAGCCGGCAUGGCGAGACCACCGUGUGAGGGGGUGUCCUCAGGCUGGGGCCGCACCGCGUUUUCCUCCUCCCCUGGGGGGCUUCUACAGACUCCUUAUUUUAUUUUUUUAAAUAAAGAACAAUAGAAACCAUUUCUUUUUUAGGUCGCUUUUUAAAGAUAACUCUGCCCAA
This is a messenger RNA of Molossus molossus (Pallas's mastiff bat), 2024 nucleotides long. RefSeq names its product frizzled class receptor 2 (gene FZD2). The coding region runs from base 184 to 1881 and encodes 565 amino acids. Gene Ontology annotation, molecular function: Wnt receptor activity; Wnt-protein binding. The record is from RefSeq and is a predicted model, not a curated record. The transcript has a single exon. Gene Ontology annotation, biological process: canonical Wnt signaling pathway; non-canonical Wnt signaling pathway. Lineage: Eukaryota; Metazoa; Chordata; Mammalia; Chiroptera; Molossidae. Gene Ontology annotation, cellular component: plasma membrane.